Molecule: messenger RNA, 3346 nt
Organism: Corylus avellana
Lineage: Eukaryota; Viridiplantae; Streptophyta; Magnoliopsida; Fagales; Betulaceae
Source: RefSeq, a predicted model, not a curated record
AUUUUCAAAGCAUGACAGUUAUGGAUUUCUCUCAUUGUCCGUUCCUAAAAGUAAUCCCUGAUUUUUCAAGGAUUCCAAAUUUACAGAAAUUGAAUCUUGAUGAUUGUACAAAUUUAGUUGAGAUUCAUCAUUCUGUUGGAUUUCUUGGUGAGCUAGUUAGUUUGAGCCUUGAAAAAUGCUAUAACCUUAGCAGUUUUCCGAGAAUCCUCAAGUUGAGCUCUCUAAAAUUUCUUAACCUUAGUGGUUGCUCAAGGCUUAACAACUUUCCUGAAAUUGAGUCUCCGAUGGAGUGUUUAAAACGCAUCAAUUGUGACCAUACCGGUAUAAAAGAACUACCUUCAUCCAUUGGGUACCUCAUUGGUCUUAACCAUUUAGAUCUAGCAUGUUGCAAAAACCUUGUGAAUCUUCCAAGUAGCAUUUAUGAGUUGCAACAUUUAAAGUAUCUUACUCUCCAGGAUUGUUCAAAACUUGUUAAGUUUCCUGAAAAUAUGGGGGAUAACCAACAAUCCAUGCUCUCUAUUGUAUCUACAAAGGAAUCUGAAAGUUCAGUACACCCAGAAUUACUCCCAUUGCCACCUCCUAUGAAUUCAAGUGUUUCUAAUGAUGGUUGUUCCUCAAUGGUAUUUCCGGCACUACAAGAGUUAAAUCUUAAAAAUUGUUUCCUAUUAGAAUCAAAUUUAUUUAGGAUAUUUAAUUGCUCCUCCACAUUAGAAGAAUUAGAUCUAUCGGGGAGCGAUAUUAUUACCAUUCCUUCAUGCAUCAACAGAUUUGUUGGCUUGAGGUCACUUUCCUUGCAUAAGUGCGAGCAACUUCGGGAAAUUCUAGAACUUCCACCAAAUAUAGAAGAUGUGUAUGCAGAGGGCUGCAUGUCAUUGGAAACAUUUUUUGAAGAACCACAAAGAUCUCAAUUAUUUAAUACAAGCAGCCUACCAGAGCUUGUACGAGUUGAAACACUAUUUUCGGCAUCAGAAUUAAAUUUCUCUAUGACAUUUAAUUGCUUUUCUACGUUGGAAGAGUUAAAUCUAUCAGCAGGUGAUAUUGUUAGUCUUCCUACAUGUAUUAAAAGAUUUGUUGGGUUGAAGAGCCUUACCUUGGAUAACUGUAAGCACCUUCAAGAAAUUACAGAACUUCCCCCAAAUGUAGUAAAAGUUUCGGCGUCAGAAUGCAUGUCAUUGGAAAGAUUUCAACAUAAUAUGCACCACUUACCAAGGCUUGAAUGGAUGAACUUGUCCAACUGUCCUAAGCUGCUUGAAAAUAUGGGGAACCAUCUUCAAAUGUAUUUAUUGAGUGAGGAAAAUUCUGGGCAUCGUAACUUUAGCUGUGCAUUUUUGGGAAAGAAGAUUCCAGAUUGGUUUACCUAUCAUAAAGAGGUUUCAAAUAGUAAUUCAUGUGAAAUAGAUAUUGAUGAGCUUGCAGAUUUGGAUGGGGAGAUCACAAGAAUUGCUUUCUCUGCUGUUGUUGGAAUAGAGGAUGGACAAGAAAAUGAUUCUCUUGCAAUUUUUGUUUAUGUCAUCAGUGGUGGCGUACAGAUCUAUCAAUGGACUGGAGGAGUUUUUCCAUUGGACUUAGAUCAUGUAUGGUUGCAUUUCCAUGCUCCAGGAUCUUUUAAGCUUAAUGGUGAUAAUGAUCACUUGAGAGUUAAAUUUGUUUGUAAGAGUGCGUCAAAGCGAAUGCUCUUUAAAAGUUGCGGAUUGCAUCUGGCACGUAGGUAUGAAGAGAAGGCGACAGAUUUAAUAGAUGGUAUUCAACUUACCAGGAGACCCUGUGAUGAUGAUGAUGAUGACGACAACAACUUGGAAUCCGACUGUUACCCAUAACAAAAGAGGCAUCCUUCAACCUUGGGCAUUAGAAUGUCAGAUACAGAGGCAGAUUCUAUCAUAAGAGCUUGAUCGAAGUUCACGGGACAUUGGAUGAGAGCAACGGAGGUGAUUGGGGCUGAAUUUUCUUACAAGACUCCAAUUUAUGAUAUAAAUGCAUACACCCCAUUGGUGGCAUUUGGUAAAUAUGUGCUUCUUGCUGGCUUCUUCUUAGGUAUGAAUGGGGAAGUAAGUCAGUCCACCUAUCCAAGUAAAUAUGGCAUAUAUCCAAAUAUAGUGUAAAACAGGUGAAAAUUUAAGUGGUUAGGCAAACAAUGCUUAAUCCCAUGAUGAGAGUUUGUUUCUCCAAAAAUCUGUGGAAAAAUUGUAGGCUACAAGCUCUCACUUUUCCUCUUUAGCCGAAAGGACGGCUCCUCGUACAAUAAAACACACUUGAACUAUAAUUUGAGCUUAUAAUUUAUAUGUAGGAAAACUCUGAAAUCCUCAAAAACUCCCUUGUAAUCCUAAGAACGAAUUAAAGGUACAUUACAACACAAAAUAUGGCUCAGAAUAAGCCACGGUUUGAGAAGAAGCAUUGUUGAGUAACUCCUUUUGCUUUUGCUAACAGACAUGUAGUAUUGUGGCUAAUACAAACCCCAUCAAUUUCCUCUGUUCCUUGUAGGUUCAGCCUAGAAGCCACAUUACACUUGCAGGGAGAUAAGUUCCUUUUACUUGAUAUGGUAGCCUAUGGUUGCUAAACUUUGACCUGUUUCCCUCUUAUACAAACCUAAGGUAGAAUAUGCUGAAUUUGCAUAUGAGUUUGUAAUAGUCAAUUGCAAAGGCUAAAACACACCAAAUUUGGUUCAGCCUUUGUUUUAAAAAAAUUAUUUUUAAUUUAGUUAGUAUCAAAUAUAUUUGGAUUUUUCAUGGUUGAUGCAAUUGACAAAUUUGUGUGACAUAUUCAGCAUGUUUGUUUGGUACCAAGUUUGUGCAGGGCAGCCAAAUAUAUGGGACAGAGCUGCUAGCUUUGGCUAUAAUGAUCAACAACUACAGAGGCAGAGAGAGGUGUUCUAACAUAAGAGCUUCAUCGAAGUUCACGGUGAAGCCAACGCGUUCUCUUCUGUUGAUGAUGCAUCGACUUUUCUCAACUCAAGAGCAAAGAGCUAAACUGGUUCUGCAACCCAAUUAUUAUCUCUAGUUGGUAGUAGCAAAGAGGAUGACUUCUUCCCUGGCCGUCCGACGAUCCUCGUCGUCUACUUUAUCCACCCAUCAGUGGACUCACCAUGUGUUCUUGAGCUUUAGAGGCGAAGAUAGUAGCAGAAAUUUUAUUGCCAAUCUAUAAUGGCAUAAGCCAUUUUUCAAGAACUUUAGAGGGGAAGAUUGCUAAUUUGUGUUCAAGAACAUGUUGAACGAUAGUGGGAUAACUGGAUAAGCCAUUUUUCUUCAAAGACCGUAAGUGUGUUCUUGUGAAGUAAUAUUAUUUAAAUUUGUCCAUUCUCUAUGUUAAUUCACAAAGUAUAAAUCAAUUUUAUAAGGUUAAUUGUGGCCUU